Annulohypoxylon truncatum is the source of this 1382-nucleotide messenger RNA. RefSeq lists its product as uncharacterized. The record is from RefSeq and is a predicted model, not a curated record. Bases 183 to 1052 code for a protein of 289 amino acids. Gene Ontology annotation, cellular component: ascospore wall; prospore membrane; lipid droplet. The transcript is spliced from 8 exons. Lineage: Eukaryota; Fungi; Ascomycota; Sordariomycetes; Xylariales; Hypoxylaceae.
GACGACAACACCCAUUCUGCAUCAGGGUACUACCUACCUCCCUCAAAUCAUGAUUAAUCCAGCACCGGAUAGAUAGGUACUUAUUCACCAUCGUAGGCUAGGCACUGUAUGGAAAGGUAAUUCUGUCAACAUUUCCAUUCAACCUAUUGAGACUCCCUACAAACUCGACAAACCUCCUCACAAUGGCUGGUGACCUCGCCAGCAAUGUUCAAGCCAAGGCUGAAGAGGUCGCGAAAGAAGACUACUAUAAAGCUAAAGAGCUCCUUGCGGAUGCGGCUAAAAGCCGAGCCUACCUGUAUCCUUUCAAGGGUAUAAUCUACUUUAUAACGCAUAAGGCAUUAUGGAAGCCAUUCUCCUCUCGCAUUUUGCCAACCCUAGGGCUUACUUUGGGAGUGUUCGCCUCUAUGCUCUUCUUCACUUAUCUACCACAGCUCUCAAUUCUUGUCUUCAUUAACGGCCCCCUGGCUGUCUUCACGACCACCCUUCUCAUACUCAACGAGAGCUCUGCGCUUGUCAGUAUCAUUUCCCGCAACUUCCUCUUGCAGGAUGCCCUACUUGAUACCUUCGAUGGCACACUUGUCUCAAGAAAUGCAACUGGUAUUGUCAGAGAGGGACGGCAGUUGAAGUCUGGCAAUGACCCUAUUUCAAGACUGGGUAAAAUCCUCAAGAGUCCCUUUUCAAAACUUACUCCGAAAGCUUUCAUAAGAUAUGUCAUGUAUCUCCCCUUAAAUUUUAUUCCUGUUGUUGGCACGAUUAUCUUUAUAUUUCUUCAAGGUCGAUCACGAGGCAACACGAUUCAUGAUCGGUAUUUCCAACUAAAAGGAUGGUCUUCACCCCAACAGCAGGAUUGGAUUAAACGGCACGCGGGCCCGUACACAACCUUUGGAACGAUAGCGACUCUCCUCGAGAUGAUACCUGUCCUAUCAAUGUUCUUUGCAUUCACUAACGCCGCGGGUGCUGCUCUCUGGGCUGCCGACAUAGAGCAAGGGAACACGCAGAUGACCCAAGGCACGGCCCCCCGUUUGCGAGAAACUGCGAAGAAGGCCGAAUAAGGUUGUACAAUAAAUGCGCCAAACCGACGUCUCCGAGAUUAGAUGGAUCGAAGAUCCUGCACAGAAAUGCAGACGGACCGCAUCAUACCCGUAAGACCUUGGCUGACCCUUGGGGUAACUUGUGUUGCUCGCCACCGCGUCGUACACAUAAGGGCCAAUGGACCCGUGAGGUUUUUUGGAGGACUUUACGGUGAAUGGUCAAGAGGCUCACAGAAUCCGAAUUAUUUGCAAUUUAGCUAUUACUUGUACCCGAGUUUCUAGGUGUUCGAAACAUAGCUACCUAGCCACUACAACUCACGAGAUAUCGAGACAACGUUCACCCACGAUGAC